This is a messenger RNA of Saccostrea cuccullata (small rock oyster), 970 nucleotides long. Its product is annotated as neuroglian-like. The transcript is spliced from 5 exons. Gene Ontology annotation, molecular function: protein binding. The record is from RefSeq and is a predicted model, not a curated record. Lineage: Eukaryota; Metazoa; Mollusca; Bivalvia; Ostreida; Ostreidae. Bases 199 to 729 code for a protein of 176 amino acids.
AAAAUAAACACCAGUAAUAAUUACCAGUUAUAAGGUAUAUAGGAAGAAAAUCUUUUAAAGACCUUUUUUCAAGAAUAGCAAAGUUAUAUGCUAUAAUGAUAUGGAGGCAUCCUCAAGUAGUAUACCGGUAAAAUUCAAGCCCCCAAAUCUCUAAACUUUUCAUGUGCUUUUUCCAUAACCCAUGUGCUCAGGUGAGAGAUGGGGUCUCUUGUUAAAUGCUGUCAAUAUUGUAUCAUUGAUUUUACAGUACCUUCAGAAGUUGAAAAACUUAGAGCAGAAAAAAGAGGAGAAAACUUCCUGGAACUAGGUUGGUUUAUGCCCAAAAGAGUAAAUGGAAAUCUGAAGGAGUUUAAAAUUAUGUGUCAAAAAGUUACCGGUGGGAUGAUUGAAAAGGAUGUUGAAGAAAUCCUAAAUAUGGACUCAAAUGUUGUGGCAAUGGAAAUGAUUAAACACAGGAUUGAAGGAUUGGAACCAAACACACUUUACAGAGUAGUUGUUUUUGCCACAACAAGAGUUGGAGCUGGAAGCAAAACUUUCCUAGAUGUAAUGACAGCAGACAGAGCACCCCUCAGUCGUCCAAUUGUGUAUGUAGAUCAACUUCCAGAGAAAAACGGUUUUAACAUAUCAUGGAGUUCUGUCAGUCCAGUCAACACUGUGAAUAUGAAAAUAUCAGGAGGAGCCUACAAUGUGGUCAAAAAAGCAAUAGUUCCCAGAACUGGGUGCUUGUGACAGAAGGUUUAGAAGUAGGAAGAACUUACAUAAUCACAGUUACAGCAGAGGAUAACUCAAAGAAAAGCUACCAGUGAAGAAAUUAAAGUCAUUUUUUCAAGCAUCACACGUAACCGUAGAGAUGAUGCAAUAUUCCAGGCCACUUGGUUUAUAAUUGUAAUGGUGGCCAUAGCCAUUUUGAUUUUAGUAAUCAUCAUUGUGUGUUUACUAUUAAAAAGAAACAGAGGAGACAAAUAUAAUG